GGAAGAGGCGGGACGGGGCGGACUCGCGCUGGGAGCCCGCCCGGCCUCUGGGCCCGAGCGGACGCCGAGCGCCCGCCCACACCGGCCCCGAGACGGGGGUCGGUCCGCGGCCCGGGCCCGGCGCGUCCGGCGACCCCCUCGCCCGCCCGCCCGCCCGCCCCUCCGCCGUCGGCCGCUCUCCCAGCCGCGCCCGGGCUUGACGCCGCCCCGCCGUUGCUUCCACUUUGAAAGGCUUCAAACCCGCGUUCUGGGGCUCUUCCCACUGUCCGCUCCCCACCCUCCUCCCCGACCCCCCGCAGCUGUCCAGUAACUCCCGGGCUGACCGGCACUAAGUCUCUGCGCGAUUAAUUAUCUUUAAAUGCUUGCGCAGACUUAAAGGCACCACGAGGACGCCGCUCUGUAUUGUUUUGUAAAUAUUUCCUUAUUGCAAGGUUGCGAUUCGGAGUAUUGAAAUCGCUGAAGCAUUUGACUAUUUCUAAGCGAUUUUUAGUGGCAUUCCUUUAUCCGUGGGUAAUUACGAAGUUUUUUUCGAGUCUCAGAAUAGACUCGUAUUAGCAACAAUUUAGUAAAAAUUGCUUAAAUACGCUUAUUACGAUGGAGGUUUGAAUGUGUGUAUUUGUUUUGUUUCUAUAAUCAUAAGAUUAUAGAAGCAAAGAUUCUAAAGCCAGAAAACAGUUCAGGAGUAUAUGCCAACCCCAUCAGUUUACAGUUUUUGGUUUUUUGUCUUUUUAAAGCGAGCCAUCUGGAAGUUCUUUUGCAAGUAGAACCCACAUUUUCUGACUGUCUCGAUACGAUUAUAUGACAGAUGUAACAUUACUGACUCACUCACUGAAAUAAAGUACAUACUGUCUAUGUUAAAUGAUUCUCAGAUCCAAGUUGGUUUUUGUUGUUUUGUUUGUGUGUUUAUUUUUAAUUUGGUGCAGUAUCAGGACGGGAAAAUUAGAACUGACCUUUGAGUGCCUACUAUACCUGGCAUGUGCUAGGAACUUUCAUAUUCCUAAUCUUAUAUAAUUUUUAUCGUGCCUUGUAAGGUAAGUAAUAACCCCGUUAAAAGUAAGGAUGAUGAGUCAAUGGGAAUGAAUGAUGGCCAUUUGACCUCAAGGGUAGGAGAUUCCAACCUAGGUAUAUUGGAUUUCCAAAGGCUAUUUUUUCUGUGAUAAACUAAGGUAAACUAGAUGACUAUGUUUUCUUCAUGUUUAAUCGUUACACCAUUUGUUCUUUAUGAAAAAGGAGCCUAGAUCUAUUGAUGGUUUUAUGUAGAAGAAAUAUUUUGAUUGUUUUUUUAGCUCUGCCACUUGAAGAUGUAGAGGUAUCAAACUUCAUCUGCUAUAUUGAUUCUUAAUAUUGUAAAAGUUAAGUGAAAAAAUCUAAUUUAACAUAGUAACUGCAAUAUCUCGUAUCUGGUGACAGUAUACAUUUCUUUUGGGCCUAUAAAUGAAAUGUCUGAAUAUUUUUAUCUCAUUUUAAUCUUGAAAAUUAUGUAAUUAAUUAGAUUCCAGGUGUUCAGGUGGCAAUCAGUGAAUAGAAUCACUUUGUUUUCUACUACUUACCAAUUCAAUGAUACGAUGCUGUUAAGAACCACUCUGAAAAGUGCCAUGCAGAUUUAGAAAGAGUUUGCUACAGGCAUACCUUGGAUAUUGCAGGUUUGGUUCCAGACCACCACAAUAAAGCAAGUCAAAUGAAUUUUUUGGUUUCCCAGUGUAUAUAAAAGUUAUGUGUAUGCUAUAUUGUGGUCUCUUAUGUGUGCAAUGGCAUUAUGUCUAAAAAAUGUACAUACCCUAAUUUAAAAAUACUUGAUUGCGAAAAAGUGCUAAUUAUCAUCUGAGCUUUCAGCAGGUCCUAAUCUUUUUGCUGGUAGAGGGUCUUGCCUUGAUGUUGAUGGUUGCUGACUGAUCAGGGUGGUGGUUGCUGAAGGUUGAGUGGCUGUGGCAAUUUCUUAAAAAGAAGAUGAUGAAGUUUGCAACAUCUUGCUUUCAUUAAUGAUUUUUUUUAUAGUAUGUGAUGCUGUUGGAUAGCAUUUUGCCCACAGUAGAACUUCUUUCACAACUGGGGUCAAUACUCAGACCCUCCUGCUGCCUUACCAAGAAUAGAAAAUGUCAUAUUCUAAAUCCUUUGUUGUCAUUUCCACAAUCUUCACAGAGGCCUCACCAGCAGUAGAUUCCACCUCAAGAAACCACUUUCUUUGCUUAUGCAUAAGAAACAACUCCUCCAUCUGCUCAAGUUUGAUCAUGAGACUGCAGCAAUUCAGUCCCAUCUUCAGUCUCAACUUCUAAUUCUAGUUCUCUUGCUAUUUCCACCACAUCUGCAGUUACUGCCUCCAGUGAAGUCUUGAUUGAAUCUUCAAUUUGUAAAAAAAAAAACAACCCAGUAUCAAGGGGGACUUGGGUGGCUCUGUCGAUUGGGCGUCCGACUUUGGCUCAGGUCAUGAUGUGGCGGUUUGUGAGUUCGAGCCCCACGUCUAAUUCUGUGCUGAUCGCUCAGAGCCUGGAAACUGCUUUGGAUUCUGUGUCUCCUCCUCUCUCUGUCCCUCCCAUGUUCAUGCUCUGUCUCUGUCUCUCAAUAAUAAAAUAAACGUAAAACAACAACAACACAGUAUCUGUGAAGCACAGUAAAGCAAAGUGCAAUAAAACAAGGUAUGCCUGUACUUUUUAAAUUCCAGGAAUUAUCAGCAGCUAACGAAUGUCUAAGGCAUGAGUGGAAGGAAAGAGAGUGGGAGGCAAAAAAGAAGACCUAGCAUAUCUCGAGGAAAAGUAGAAUCCUUCCAACAAGUGUUUUAUUGAGACCCUUCUGAAAAGAAGAUAGCUGAGAGCCCUUGGAUUCUGGAGUCAAUUGAAGACAAUGAAGUAUAUUUGCCUAAUGAUGAAAUUUGGACCUAUGAUAUUGAUAGUGGGUUGUGGACCAUGCACCUCAUGGAAGGAGAACUCCCUACCUCCAUGUCAGGAAGUUGUGGUGUUUGCAUUAAUGGAAAGCUGUACGUUUUUGGAGGAUAUGAUGACAAAGGAUACAGCAAUCGAGUAAUAUUUUCUUUCAAUUCAGGAGUGCAGCAAAAUCUUUAUUUUGUUAAUUUGCGAACAAGAGAUGGAACCUACGUUUGGGAAAAAAUCACCAAUUUUGAAGGACAACCACCCACACCACGUGAUAAACUUUCUUGCUGGGUAUAUAAAGACAGAUUAAUAUAUUUUGGUGGCUAUGGGUGUAGGAGACACAGUGAACUCCAGGACUGUUUUGAUGUUCAUGAUGCAUCUUGGGAAGAACAGAUAUUCUGGGGGUGGCAUAAUGAUGUUCAUAUAUUUGAUACAAAGACACGGAGUUGGUUCCAACCAGAAAUUAAAGGUGGAGUCCCACCGCAGCCGCGAGCCGCGCACACGUGUGCAGUUCUUGGAAAUAAGGGCUAUAUCUUUGGCGGACGUGUUUUGCAAACUAGGAUGAAUGAUUUGCACUGUCUGAACUUAGAUACCUGGACUUGGUCUGGAAGGAUUCCUGUUAAUGGAGAAACCCCCAAACAUCGGUCAUGGCAUACUUUAACACCAAUAGCUGAUGAUAAACUUUUUCUAUUUGGUGGACUAAGUGCAGACAAUAUUCCAUUAAGUGAUGGUUGGAUUUAUAAUGUCAUAACAAAUUGUUGGAAACAACUUACACACUUACCUAAAACAAGACCCAGGUUAUGGCAUACAGCCUGUUUGGGGAAAGAAAAUGAAAUAAUGGUAUUUGGUGGGAGCAAAGAUGAUUUACUUUCCUUGGAUACAGGCCACUGUAAUGAUUUACUGAUUUUUCAAACACAGCCCUAUUCACUACUCAGGUCAUGCCUAGACUGCAUUGGUAAAAAUGCUAUAGUUUUAGAAAGUCAGAUAUCUUUAUUACCUCCUAAACUUCUGCAACAAGUGCUCAAAAAAAUAACAUUCUGGACUGCAGCUAAUCACCGAGAAGAACAAAGAAUCCAAAAAGAAGAAACUGAAAAUAAGUAUCAGUGGAUCAGUAGCAAUUAAGUUGUCAAUACUCUGUAUAUUUAAUAUGUGUACACAUUUUAAUCAGACUGUAUAUUUACACCCCCCCCCAAAAUUGGAGGAUUUAGAAGAUAAAAUUUGAAACAAAAAUGCUAUGUCCUGGUGAUUAUAGGCCAUGGAAUAUAUGGGAAUAAGAUGUUAAUGGAAGAUUAUAUUUUAUAUUUGUAAACUAAUUUCCUAAUUAGCUGCAGGAAGAAAUAUACUUUCUGAAAGUA
Messenger RNA from Acinonyx jubatus (cheetah), 4219 nucleotides. It is a transcript of the gene KLHDC1, whose product is annotated as kelch domain containing 1. The transcript has 13 exons. Gene Ontology annotation, molecular function: protein binding. The coding region runs from base 2901 to 3986 and encodes 361 amino acids. Lineage: Eukaryota; Metazoa; Chordata; Mammalia; Carnivora; Felidae. The record is from RefSeq and is a predicted model, not a curated record.